AUGGAGGAGUUGCCUGUCGAAGAGAAACUAAAAAUUGUCUCUGGUUUUUUACUUGAAAGUCCUCCGGGAGAAGUCAAUGAUGUUUACAGGGAUGUUAAAGUUUUAAUUGGAGACGAAAAUCAAGAAGAGUUUGAAAGAGGAAUCGGGCCAUCUUUACAGCAAUAUAAUAUUGAACAAUAUGUAACUGCAACCCUCCCCGGACAAGAAGAGAAGGUUAUAGUGUCAAAAUUUGGACAGAUCGAAGAUGACAUAUAUUUGGAUCCGAGGUCACAACAAACCUUUAGGUUUAACCAUAGCCGUCACGGAAAUAUAAAAGUGAACGUCCAUUAUUAUGAAGAUGGAAAUGUGCAAUUGGAUUCUUCCAAGGAGAUUGAGAUUACGUCUUUGCUAGAAUCCGAGGAUCCAAACGAACGAGCUGCAGCGUAUGCCAAGUCAAUUAAUAAGGCUGAGCACGAAUUUCAAAGUGCGUUAAAUGAGGCGUAUGUUGAGCUUUCGGAGAAUACAUUCAAAGGAUUGAGGCGUGCCCUUCCACUUACGCGUCACAAGCUUGAUUGGGAUAAGUAG
This is a messenger RNA of Acaulospora colombiana, 564 nucleotides long. The record is from the annotation of a GenBank genome assembly. Lineage: Eukaryota; Fungi; Glomeromycota; Glomeromycetes; Diversisporales; Acaulosporaceae.